Messenger RNA from Nannochloropsis gaditana CCMP526, 1797 nucleotides. RefSeq names its product cug-bp- and etr-3-like protein. The record is from RefSeq and is a predicted model, not a curated record. The annotation marks the transcript as partial. The transcript has a single exon.
GACGUGGGGGAGGCGGUUUCCUCCCCCUCGCCCCCCUUACCUCCCUCCCGAGGGACCUGGCUCCCGCCUCGCCCGGCCCUCCCUUCUUCGUCCAGACAUACCGAGGGCGACUCCAUUUUCUUGUGCUGGACUUUCAAACGUUUGUGCCCAAGCUGGUAACCGUCCAACAUCUCAAUCGCCAGCUCGGCCGCCGCCUCCGAGUCGAAGGAGACGAAGCCAAAGCCCCGGCUCCGGCCCGUGCCUUUCUCCACCAUAAUCCGGACGGAAAUGAUGGUCCCGUAGGCACUGAACAGAUUGAAACAGUCCGCGUUGCUGAAAUUGCUGGGAAGGUGGAAGACGAACAAAUUGCAGCCGUCGGGCCCCGAGGUAACCACGUCUCCAUCCCGAACCGUCUGGAUCGGCGCCCCGGGGGACCAGGGAGGGUAACCCUCAGGCCCAGCACAGGCCAAGGCCGCCUCCGAAAAGGCGGUGGGCACCUCGUAGAUGAUGCAGGUCGAGCCCUCCCGGUCCACAUACUCCAAGAGGGGGACACCGCCCGAGCUCGUGACCGUCAACGCGGCAGGGGUGGCCUGGUUGACGUCGGGAAAGCUGGUGGUCACACUGGAGGAGGUGACGUGCGGGGCCGGAUAAGGAUGCGCAGGAUAGGAAUGCAUGCCGGAGGAGGAAACGGUGGAGGAGGCGAGGGAGGUGUUGAUGGCAGGGGGGGGCAGAUAAGCGCCCCGGGCGCCGGGCGGGAUCGAGGAGGAGAAGGACGGUGGGCCCUGAUACCGGGAAUGGGAAGCGUAGGCCCCCGUGCCGGAGCCAGCUUGGGAAACAGCGGCCUUGGGCCUCCCCCCCCCCUCGGGACCAGGGUUCACAGCGCCCGACGGGUCGAAGCCAUGCUGCUGUUGGGGGGAAUGAGGCGGCGGCAGGUUCGCGUGGUGCGGCGGCGGGUGAUUGUCGGGGUAAGGAGGGCCAUGGUAGGCAUGGGGCACUCGGUAAUGUCCCAGGUGCUCCGAGACAGGCAUGGCCAUCUCCCCGGGGCCCCCUCCCAGGCCGUAGGAAGGAUGGUGGGGGUAGUAAGGGUGCGUGGAGCCCGGCACAGUGUAAGAAGGGGGCUGGGGAUGCUGACGAGGGGAGCUAUUGCGGCCCGUCAUCCCUUCCGCGUACGGCCCCUCGGUACCUGGGCGCGAGAAGUGGGAGGGAUGGGGGUGGUGGUGGGAGGGCGGGUAGUGCCCGACCGUUUCCUCCCCCGCCCCCGGGCCGUAGGAAGGAGACGAGGCCUGCGGUCGUCCGUCCGACGUAUCCCUUUGGUACGGAGAGGAAUGUCCAGCGUGCGAUACAGGGAUGGAAGCGAUCGAGCCUUGGCGGCUCCGACGUCCGCCGCCAGGGUUGGGGGUGGGACGGUCGUAGUACGGCGGACAGGCCAUCGAAGGGAACAAGUGACGUGCUGGUGUGUAUGCGAUGUCCCCACAAAAAUUGGAUUUCCCACAAGCAGCCUGCACCGUACGUGGUGUGAGGCUUCUUCACACGUAAACCUAAGUUGGGGUUACCAAGACGUGUGGGCGCCCUGGGAGGCGAUGCAGCCCGUGUCCGGGUACCACACUAGAAGAACCUUGCUCUCGGGCCCUGUACCAACGAACUAGUCUUUGUACAUGGAGGAAGCCCCGCCUAUUGUCGCGUUCAUCGAAAUUGUGGACACUAGAGGCAAUAAAUGCUAGACGAACAGGCUCCAACAAGUCCUCAAGACUUUGGGGGACUGAUACCAAAUAUUAUGGCACCUCCUCCACGGUGAUAUAUAAGCACACCCAGACCUGU